GUAAGCCCACGCAUGGAGGGUCGCCAGAAAAGUGGACAUUAUCGCUUUAAUUAACUUCGAGAUGCCCCGGCGGCGGGACCUGGCGUAGCGGUGACGCGCCCCCAUAAAUCUGCCGGGCCGGGCUGCUUGGAGAACUCGUACAGUAGCAGCGUCAGAUCCUACGCGCGCCUCCCGGGCCGGAGUCCAUUUACAUAAUUGGAUUUUUUUUUUUUUGCCUCCUUCUUCCUCCCUGAAACUUGUUUGAAAACCCAAGUGAAAGCCCCGACGACCUGCACACGCAAAAGCAAGUGCCAAGUAAGUGCCCAGCGGUGUCCUCGGUGCGCCCCGAGGUUAAGGGGGCGCAGAUGCCCCCGGAGCGGGCCCGGCUCGGGUGAGUGCGGGUAGCCGGCGGGAGCACCAACUCUGCCAGCCUGGCAGCUCAAGGAACUUUUCCUCUCCUUCCUCUGUCUCUCGACUUUUCCGGCGAGGUGAGGUGGUUGGGCCACGCGUGUACCUGUAGCAAGACUGAAGGGGAGAUGCUGGGGGAUGCUGUAGAGUUGGCAUCGCGGGUAGCGGGUCCGGACCACCGCCGCCGCGGCUGUGGAGGGCUGAACUGCGAGCAAGCGGGGCUGGCUGCUUGUCACGCCGCGGAUACAGUUUGUCGCCAAAAGCCUCCCCCAUUAUUCUAAGUUCCUGACCUCCACGGCUUUAAGAAUAUCCUUCACCCAGGACCGACCUCUGUGGCUUUAAGAUUUGCCUGGGAUGGAAGAAGCGAGUCUGUGCCUUGGAGUGUCCUCGGCGGCGCCGGAAGCUGAGCCUCACCUUAGCAGCCCUGUCCUCAACGGCCAGUAUGCCAUGAGCCAGAAGUUGCACCAGAUCACUUCCCAGCUCAGCCAUGCCUUCCCUGAGCUGCAUCCGCGGCCCAACCCCGAGGAGAAGCCUCCCGGGGCCCUGGAGGAGAAGGCCCACGUGCCCAUGAGCGGCCAGCCUAUGGGCAGCCAAAUGGCGUUACUUGCCAACCAGCUGGGCCGUGACGUGGACACCAGCCUCAAUGGGCGCGUGGAUCUGCAACAGUUCCUCAAUGGGCAGAACCUGGGCAUCAUGUCUCAGAUGAGUGACAUUGAGGACGAUGCCCGCAAGAACCGGAAGUACCCGUGCCCGCUGUGUGGCAAGCGCUUCCGGUUCAACAGCAUCCUCUCCCUGCACAUGCGCACUCACACCGGCGAGAAGCCAUUUAAGUGCCCCUACUGCGACCACCGGGCGGCGCAAAAGGGAAACCUCAAGAUCCACCUGCGGACCCACAAGCUGGGCAACCUGGGGAAGGGGCGCGGGCGGGUGCGUGAGGAGAACCGUCUGCUGCACGAGCUGGAGGAGAGGGCCAUCCUGCGGGACAAGCAGAUGAAGGGCAGCCUGCUGCAGCCGCGGCCGGAUCUCAAGCCCUUGGCGCAUACCCAGCAGGCCCCGCUGGCCACCUGCAACUUGGCCUUGCCCCCCAACCACAGCGUGCCCGACGUGGCCCACCCGGCGCCCUCACCCAAGCCGGCCAGCCUGCAGGAGGAUCCGGUGGCCCCCGCAGCAGGCUUCCGAUGCACCUUCUGCAAGGGAAAGUUCAAAAAGCGCGAGGAACUGGACCGCCACAUCCGCAUCUUGCACAAGCCCUACAAGUGCACCUUGUGCGACUUCGCGGCUUCACAGGAGGAGGAGCUCAUCGGCCACGUGGAGAAGGCGCACAUCACCGCGGAGUCAGCCCAAGGCCAGGGCCCCAAUGGUGGUGGGGAGCAGUCGGCCAAUGAGUUCCGCUGCGAGGUGUGCGGCCAGGUGUUCAGCCAGGCCUGGUUCCUGAAGGGCCACAUGCGUAAACACAAGGAUUCCUUCGAACACUGCUGCCAGAUCUGUGGCCGGCGCUUCAAAGAGCCCUGGUUCCUCAAGAACCACAUGAAGGUCCACCUCAACAAGCUCUCGGUGAAGAACAAAUCCCCCAGUGAGCCCGAAGUGCCGGUGCCCAUGGGCGGCCUGUCCCAGGAGGCUCAUGCCAACCUGUACUCCAGGUACCUCUCCUGCCUGCAGAGCGGCUUCAUGCCCCCGGACAAAGCCAGUUUGAGCGAGCCCAGCCAGCUCUAUGGCAAGGGGGAGCUGCCGGCCAAGGAGAAGGAGGCUCUAGGGAAGUUGCUGUCGCCUAUUUCUAGCAUGGCUCAUGGUGUCCCCGAGGGCGACAAGCACUCCAUCCUGGGCUGUCUCAACCUCGUUCCACCGCUGAAAUCCAGCUGCAUCGAGCGGUUGCAGGCAGCUGCCAAAGCUGCAGAAAUGGACCCUGUGAACAGCUAUCAGGCCUGGCAGCUCAUGGCCAGGGGAAUGGCCAUGGAACACAGCUUCUUAGCUAAAGACCGUCAGCUCCCGCGCAACCACGAAGACACUUUGGCAAACGCCGGAGUUCUGUUUGAUAAGGAGAAGCGAGAGUAUGUGUUAGUGGGAGCAGAUGGCUCCAAGCAGAAAAUGCCUGCUGAUUUGGUUCAUAGCACUAAAGUGGGCAAUCAGAGAGACCUGCCAAAUAAGCUCGACCCUCUCGAAGGCAGUCGGGAGUUUUUGUCACAUGGGCUCAACCAGACACUGGGAUAUAAUCCACAGGGUCCUGGGAACAUGAAGGAGAAGCCCACCGAGUGCCCGGACUGUGGCCGGGUGUUCCGCACCUACCACCAGGUGGUUGUGCAUUCUCGUGUCCACAAACGAGACAGAAAGGGUGAUGAGGACGCACUGCACGUGGGCCUGGAGGAGAGGCGUGGCUCCGGCAGCGACCAGGAAUCCCAGUCGGUGAGCCGCUCCACCACGCCCGGCUCCUCCAACAUCACUGAGGAGAGCGGAGCCGGAGGUGGCCUCUCGCAGACAGGGAGCGCCCAAGAGGACAGUCCGCACCCGUCUUCGCCUUCUUCUUCAGACAUCGGCGAGGAGGCCGGGAGAGCCGCCGGCGUCCAGCAGCCGGCGCUGCUUCGAGACAGGAGCCUGGGCUCGGCCAUGAAGGACUGCCCGUACUGUGGGAAGACUUUCCGGACUUCCCAUCACCUUAAGGUCCACCUGAGGAUACACACAGGUGAGAAACCCUACAAGUGUCCCCAUUGUGACUAUGCUGGUACCCAGUCAGCGUCCCUCAAGUACCACCUAGAACGACACCAUCGUGAACGACAGAAUGGAGCUGGACCUCUGUCAGGACAGCCCCCAAAUCAAGAGCACAGAGAUGAGACUUCAAGCAAAGCGUCUUUGUUUAUCAGGCCGGACAUCCUGCGGGGGGCUUUUAAGGGUCUCCCUGGAAUCGACUUCCGAGGUGGGCCUGCCUCUCAGCAGUGGACAUCGGGCAUGUUGUCCUCUGGAGACCACUCAGGGCAGGCCACUGGUAUGUCCUCAGAGCCUCCUUCCGAUGCUCUGAAAGGCUCCGACCUUCCUUCCAAAAGCUCCCACUUCUCAGAGAUUGGAAGAGCUUAUCAGAGUAUCGUGAGCAAUGGUGUGAGUUUUCAAGGGUCCUUGCAAGCGUUCAUGGACAACUUUGUCCUCAGCUCCCUGAAGAAGAAGGAUGCAAAGGAUAAAGCCCCAUCCGACCCACAUUCCAUGAAAACUCACGCGGUGGAUGGUGGGGAGGAGAAAGCCAGCGGGAAGCCCUCCCAGAGGAAGUCUGAGAAAUCUCAGUAUGAACCUCUGGACUUGUCUGUGAGGCCAGAUGCUGCCUCCCUCCCCGGCUCCUCCGUGACCAUGCAAGACAGUAUCGCGUGGCACGGCUGCUUGUUUUGUGCUUUCACUACGUCAUCCAUGGAGCUCAUGGCCCUUCACCUCCAGGCCAACCACCUGGGCAAAGCGAAACGCAAAGAUCACCCCACCGGGGUGACGGUCAACUGCAAAGAGCAGGUGCGGGAGGCCAGCAAGAUGGCUCUGUUGCCCUCCAUACAAUCAAACAAAGAGAUGGCCCUUUCCAGCACUGUCGGUCCUCUAGACUCUGCUCCUGAGAAGAUGGCCCAAGGACAGGCCAAAGAGACUCAUGGGGACCAGAAGAGUGGCCCGUGGUCCAGCCACGUGGACCCUGCCUUUUGUACCUUCCCAUCUGAUUUCUACAAACAGUUUGGCGUCUACCCCAGCAUGGUUGGCUCAGGGGCCCCCAGUUCCUGCCCCAACAAGGAUACCGAUGGGAAAUCCCACCUUGAAGAUGACGCCCCUAUCCUGAUCCCAGAAGCCACUAAUAAAAACACUACUGAUGACCUCUCAGAUGUUGCCUCCUCCGAGGACAUGGAUUCCUCCAAGGGAGAAAACAACGAGGAUGAGGAGAUCGACACAGAGCCCGAAAUGAUGAACAAGCCACUGUCUGCCCUCAGCAAGGACGGCAGCAGCGAUGGCGGGGAUGGUCUGCUGUCCCCAAGUGCUCCCCAGCCCAUCCAGGGACUGGUCUCACCUUUAGCCCAGGCGUCAGAGAAGCAGUGGCACAGCCCAGGCCUUCUUCCUGCCCAGGACCCCUCAGUGGGGCUGCCAAAGCCAGAGCGGGGUCCCCAGGGCCUGGAGAAACCUAUGAACAUGCUGUCGGUCCUCAGGGCCUACAGCGCUGAUGGCUUAGCAGCCUUUAACGGGCUUGCAAGCAGCACAGCAAAUUCUGGAUGUAUCAAGAGGCCAGACUUGUGUGGUAAGUGACACCCAUGUCCUAGUCGGUCUAUCUGGACUUCCCCUUGUCUGUUCGUGCACCUUGGUGUUUUUCUGCAGCUUGUUAACCGUGCAAAGUCAACAGAAGAAUGUGUACACGUAUGUGUGUUGAAUAAAUCAUUCCUACCGGCACAGGUAUGCGUGUGCAGCCCAGCACACCGACCUUACAGUGUGUGUAGAGUCAGGGAGGCUGAAAGUGUUGCCCCAGAUGUUCCAUAAUAGUAAUGGAUUGCAAAGGCUUAGUAAUGGCAGCGAAUGGGAGAGAAAAUUCCCUCCAGGUCAUAAACCCUGAGUGACAAAUGCUGGUGGGUAGCAGGUUCCUGGACAUGUAAACACCUGGCUGGGGUGGGGUAUGCCCUACCAGCUCACCUGAGCUUACAGAGUUGGGCCCCAUGAUGGUCUCGUCGGCGUUUAUCGCUUGUGUCUGAUUGUCAUGUAUUUUGUAACACUUUAGAAGAAUACAGAAAAGUGCAGUAAUUAUCUUUCUCCAUAGUAUUUAAGCAGAAAUAUUGCUAGUUUAAUAUUGUGUCAGGUCGUCGUAUGAACCAGGGACAGAUGACAGUAAAAUCCCAGCGAACAGCACUUUGACAUUCACAACUUAAAAAAAUGGUGAUUGAAGCAAAAUGUGUAAACUUGUACCGGGUAAUCGUGUGCUUUGGAUAGAGUAUUGUUGAAGUAAUUAGAAGAUAUAUUAAGGUGUUCCUGGUAAUGAAGGCAUGUAAGUUAUCACAACUGUAGCUUUCUGAAUAAGUGUCAAACUAUAUCUUUAAGUGUGCUGUAUGCUGAGUUACAAGUUAGGUCAUUUAUGAAUGGAAUGUAAAACAAUACUAAAAAUGCUUCAAUAAGUUAUCUUGGUAUUGCUAAUAAAAAAAAAGCUGUGAAACAUUA
This is a messenger RNA of Nannospalax galili (Upper Galilee mountains blind mole rat), 5538 nucleotides long. It is a transcript of the gene Znf536, whose product is annotated as zinc finger protein 536. The record is from RefSeq and is a predicted model, not a curated record. NCBI's taxonomy places the organism in Eukaryota, Metazoa, Chordata, Mammalia, Rodentia, Spalacidae. Gene Ontology annotation, molecular function: DNA-binding transcription factor activity, RNA polymerase II-specific; RNA polymerase II cis-regulatory region sequence-specific DNA binding. Gene Ontology annotation, cellular component: nucleus. Bases 742 to 4641 code for a protein of 1299 amino acids. Gene Ontology annotation, biological process: regulation of DNA-templated transcription. The transcript has 6 exons.